GAAAAUUCCAUUCAUAGAGAUUUGCAUUCAGGAAAUAUAUUAUAUUUUAACUAUACUAAUUAUUGGUAUAUUGGUGAUUUUGAAUUUUGUGGCCCUGUUGAUAAACCAUUAGGAAAGGUAUCAUCUGGAAGACCGCCUUUUGCUCAUUUUGAUCAUGAUUAUAAUCUUGCAAUGAAUCUAAUAAAAGGAAUGAGACCACCAAUUGUAUUAGAAACUCCAAUAGAAUAUAAAAAUAUAAUG
Funneliformis geosporum is the source of this 240-nucleotide messenger RNA. NCBI's taxonomy places the organism in Eukaryota, Fungi, Glomeromycota, Glomeromycetes, Glomerales, Glomeraceae. The record is from the annotation of a GenBank genome assembly.